CUGAGAAAUUGGAGAGGGUGAAACUUUUAGUCCAGACUCUAGACAGAGAGAGACCAGAGAGAUAAUGGCAGCUCCAUUGGAACUUCCUGCAAGUGUUUUUUUUUAUUUUCAUGGAAGAAUUCAGCGAAACGUUCAAGCAUGAACAUCCUAACUACAAGUCAUUCGCCAUUGUAGGGAAAGCUGGUGGAGAGAAAUGGAGAUCCAUGUCUCCUGCUGAAAGAGGUGUUUAUGAAGCUAAAGCAGAAGCAAGGAGGACUCAUUACAUCAACAGCAUACAAGCUUCUGAUGAAGAUGAGUCAGAUUCAGACGACAGUGAAGAGGUUGUUGACGACUCACUUCCGGAUACAGUCGAACCCAGAAGACCAGCGAGUGCCUUUUUCUGUUUCCUGGAUGAAUUUAGACACACAUAUAAGAGUAAACACCCUAAUAACAAGUCAGUCAGCGCUGUAGGCAAAGCUGGAGGAGAUAAAUGGAGAUCAUUGUCUGAUGCUGAGAAAGCUCCUUAUGUAGCUGAAGCAGAGAAAAGGAAGGCUGAGUACAACAAAGUGAAGGAGUAGUUUCCGAUGAAGAUGAAUCAGAUGACUCAUUUGACUCCAACGAAUCAGAGUCUGAUGAAGAUAAUGAAAGUGAAGAGGUAGAUCAAGACAGACCUGAACGGCCUUCCAGUGCCUAUUUCAUUUUCAUGGAAAAAUUCAGACAAGCAUACAAGGAAAAGCAUCCAAACAAUAGAUCUGUCUGUGUUGUAGGCAAAGCUGGAGGAGAUAGAUGGAAAUCAAUGUCCGAUUCUGAGAAAGCUCCUUAUGUAGCAAUGGAAAAGCAAAGGAAAAUCGAGUAUCUCAAGUACUGGGAAGCACAUGAGAAGAAGGCUGUGAGCCCUUGGAAGAACGCAGAUGAGGAAUAGAAGAGGGUGAUGUAAUGAAGAAGAUGAUUUAGUUGGUGUAGUUGGCCAUCUUUGUUCUCUGUUUACUACUACUACUCUUGAUCAAUGUAAUCAACAAAAAGUGGUGUUUUCUUAUAUAGAAGCUUGCAUCAUCUAUAGUACAAUGUUUCUAUGUGGGCACUUUCUAGGCCUUCGUUCUUAUUCUUGUGUAUAAGUUUCAACCUUUUGCAGCUAAUUU
Papaver somniferum (opium poppy) is the source of this 1118-nucleotide messenger RNA. Its product is annotated as HMG1/2-like protein. The coding region runs from base 111 to 557 and encodes 148 amino acids. NCBI's taxonomy places the organism in Eukaryota, Viridiplantae, Streptophyta, Magnoliopsida, Ranunculales, Papaveraceae. The transcript is spliced from 13 exons. The record is from RefSeq and is a predicted model, not a curated record.